CUCGCGCGCUACGCAUUGACUCAGUAACUUGCGGUACUAUUCUCUCUGUAUAUCUAUAUAGAACUUCGGUGUUUGUAUACCAAUACAAAAAGCACGUGUAGCAGCAGCGCGACUCGUGUGUGUGUAAUUUUCUCGAGUAAAGUAAAAAAAAGUUAAAAAUGGCAGACAAGAGCGAGCAGGCAGCGAGCAGCGGUGGCGCGGCCCCGGCCACUGUGGGCCCCACCAAGAAGACGGGCCCGAGCAAGUCCGCCAAGCCCAAGAAGCCGCGCAGCAAGCCCAGCCAUCCGCGCACCUCCGACAUGGUCAACGCGGCCAUCAAGGCCCUGAAGGAGCGCAGCGGCUCCAGCCUCCAGGCCAUCAAGAAGUACAUCGCGGCGAGCUACAAGGUCGACGCCGAGAAGCUGUCGCCCUUCAUCAAGAAGUACCUCAAGUCCGCGGUGGUGGCCAAGCAGCUGGUCCAGGUCAAGGGCAAGGGAGCCUCGGGCUCGUUCAAGCUUUCAGCCGCGGGUGUCGAGGCCAAGAAGAAGGUGAGCCCGAAGAAGAAGAAGCCAGCCGCGUCGGCGGUCAAGAAGUCGCCGGCCAAGAAGAAGCCAGCGGCCAAGAAGCCCGCCGCGAAGAAACCGGCUGCCAAAAAACCAGCCGCGGCCAAGAAACCGGUCGCUGCCUCGUCGACAACGGCAGCCCCGGCUGGAGCCAGCAGCUCGGCGGUGGUUAAAAAACCAGCGGCAGCCAAGAAGAGCGUGAAGCAGCUGACGAAGAAGCCCAAGGCAGCGAAGAAGCCGGCGGCGGCCAAGAAGCCAGCGGCAGCGAAAAAACCCAAAUCGGCGGCGGCUGCGAAGAAGCCCAAGGUGGCCAAGCCCAAGAAGGCGCCGGCGGCCAAGAAACCAGCGGCACCCAAGAAGAAGUAAAUCUUUCGAGGAUGAAGAUUCGAGGAUAGGAGUAGGUGCGGUUCCUUUUCAACUGAGUGUGGGCAACGUAAUUCUAUGAGUGACGAUUAGAAUUGCCUAUAAUAUACAUAUAUCUAUACAUAUUAUUAUUAUUAUUAUUAUUAUUAUCAUUAUAAAGUGUAUACGUGUGCGAGAAACGAACGAGCGAGUGAGUGAGAGAGACGAAUGACCCGCGCGAGCGAAUGGACGAGUAGUUAUAUACAUUAUUAGGAUUAUUAUUACAUCGAUAAUAGACAUUUAUGAUUUUCUCGAUUUUUAUCUCUAUAUUCUUCUUUUGCGUCAAAGGCCCUUGUCAGGGCCAGCCCAUUGAGUAUACAUAUAUAUUAU
Trichogramma pretiosum is the source of this 1274-nucleotide messenger RNA. Its product is annotated as histone H1C-like. The transcript has a single exon. The coding region runs from base 159 to 908 and encodes 249 amino acids. The record is from RefSeq and is a predicted model, not a curated record. Gene Ontology annotation, biological process: chromosome condensation; negative regulation of DNA recombination; nucleosome assembly. Gene Ontology annotation, molecular function: double-stranded DNA binding; structural constituent of chromatin; nucleosomal DNA binding. Gene Ontology annotation, cellular component: nucleosome; nucleus. NCBI's taxonomy places the organism in Eukaryota, Metazoa, Arthropoda, Insecta, Hymenoptera, Trichogrammatidae.